CCCUGGGCGUGCGCUCGCCUUCAGUUGAACCAGCCAUGGCUGGGGAAAUAGUCUAUGCUGAUUUAAACAUCCGUGGAGAUUCGUCCCUCAUCAGUCGACCCCAACCUCCUCAUCAUCUCAAACGCCAUCACUUUCCCCGCUGCUGUCAGAUGGCUCAGAGGGUCAGCUGGGCUGCAAACAUCGUCCUGCUGGGAGCUAUGAUGGCCCUGAGCAUCUGGGUUUUUCAGGGCCCCUGUCAUAAAGCAGAAACCGGAGCAGCCUCCGUGACCCCCGAGAGCGACAGGGUCACCGGGAGAAAUGGACAUGGUACAGACUGCAACUCUAGCUUGGUGUCUCACCUAAGACAGCAUCUGUGUGACUCCCCCCGGAGUAGCUCAGCAGAGGCUCCCGGGUGUAGACUCUGUCCCCUGAACUGGCUGCUGCAUGGGGACAAGUGCUACUGGUUUUCUAAAGACAGCAAAAACUGGAAUGAGAGUUGUGACGACUGCUCGGUGAAGAGCUCUCGAAUGCUCGUGAUCCAGGACCAGCAUGAGAUGGCAUUCAUAAAUAACCUCACAGAGGGGAAAUACCCUAUUUGGAUUGGACUGUACCUGACAACCUCCAAGGGAAACUGGACAUGGGUGGAUGGUUCCCUGUUAAAUCAAACAGGGAUCUCACUAUCGGCCCCUGACACUGGAAACAGCUGUGGGGUGUGGAAAGAGAAUCAGAUUCGUGGUGAAAUCUGCAGAGGUACCUUUAAAUGGAUUUGCCAGAGAGAAGCUGUCCUGAUAUAAAUGGCAUUAACGGAGGCCCUAUUUGAUUAAGGGACACACAGGACUAAGGUUCGGGCUUUGGGUAAAGUUCUCAAAGGUGGAGGGCCGUCGCUGGGCCCGGGAAAAUGCCACCCUCCACUCUGUCAGUGCUGGGACGCUUUAGAAAUACACAAGAGAAAGAUUUCAGAGUAGCAGCCGUGUUAGUCUGUAUUCA
Molecule: messenger RNA, 966 nt
Organism: Dermochelys coriacea (leatherback sea turtle)
Lineage: Eukaryota; Metazoa; Chordata; Testudines; Dermochelyidae
Product: killer cell lectin-like receptor subfamily F member 1
Exons: 6
Coding region: 36-773 (245 amino acids)
Source: RefSeq, a predicted model, not a curated record